Molecule: messenger RNA, 2544 nt
Organism: Closterium sp. Naga37s-1
Lineage: Eukaryota; Viridiplantae; Streptophyta; Zygnematophyceae; Desmidiales; Closteriaceae
Source: the annotation of a GenBank genome assembly
AUGCCGCGCACCCAUCGUAACCUAUUUGAAUUCAAAAUCGACACAUCAACCCUGCUGAGCCUCCUUUCCGGCCCUGCUUCCCCUCCUUCCCGCCCCUGCUUCCCCUCCUUCCCGCCCCUGCUUCCCCUCCUUCCCGCCCCUGCUUCCCCUCCUUCCCGCCCCUGCUUUCCCUCCUUCCCGCCCCUGCUUCCCCUCCUUUCCCCCCUUGCUUUCCCUCCUUCCCGCCCCUGCUUCCCCUCCUUUCCCCCCUUGCUUUCCCUCCUUCCCGCCCCUGCUUCCCCUCCUUUCCCCCCUUGCUUUCCCUCCUUCCCGCCCCUGCUUCCCCUCCUUUCCCCCCUUGCUUUCCCUCCUUCCCGCCCCUGCUUCCCCUCCUUUCCCCCCUUGCUUUCCCUCCUUCCCGCCCCUGCUUCCCCUCCUUUCCCCCCUUGCUUUCCCUCCUUCCCGCCCCUGCUUCCCCUCCUUUCCCCCCUUGCUUUCCCUCCUUCCCGCCCCUGCUUCCCCUCCUUCCCGCCCCUGCUUUCCCUCCUUCCCGCCCCUGCUUCCCCUCCUUUCCCCCCUUGCUUUCCCUCCUUCCCGCCCCUGCUUCCCCUCCUUUCCCCCCUUGCUUUCCCUCCUUCCCGCCCCUGCUUCCCCUCCUUUCCCCCCUUGCUUUCCCUCCUUCCCGCCCCUGCUUCCCCUCCUUCCCGCCCCUGCUUCCCCUCCUUCCCGCCCCUGCUUUCCCUCCUUCCCGCCCCUGCUUCCCCUCCUUUCCCCCCUUGCUUUCCCUCCUUCCCGCCCCUGCUUCCCCUCCUUUCCCCCCUUGCUUUCCCUCCUUCCCGCCCCUGCUUCCCCUCCUUUCCCCCCUUGCUUUCCCUCCUUCCCGCCCCUGCUUCCCCUCCUUUCCCCCUUGCUUUCCCUCCUUCCCGCCCCUGCUUCCCCUCCUUUCCCCCCUUGCUUUCCCUCCUUCCCGCCCCUGCUUCCCCUCCUUUCCCCCCUUGCUUUCCCUCCUUCCCGCCCCUGCUUCCCCUCCUUCCCGCCCCUGCUUCCCCUCCUUCCCGCCCCUGCUUCCCCUCCUUCCCGCCCCUGCUUCCCCUCCUUUCCCCCCUUGCUUUCCCUCCUUCCCGCCCCUGCUUCCCCUCCUUUCCCCCCUUGCUUUCCCUCCUUCCCGCCCCUGCUUCCCCUCCUUUCCCCCCUUGCUUUCCCUCCUUCCCGCCCCUGCUUCCCCUCCUUCCCGCCCCUGCUUCCCCUCCUUCCCGCCCCUGCUUCCCCUCCUUCCCGCCCCUGCUUCCCCUCCUUUCCCCCCUUGCUUUCCCUCCUUCCCGCCCCUGCUUCCCCUCCUUUCCCCCCUUGCUUUCCCUCCUUCCCGCCCCUGCUUCCCCUCCUUUCCCCCCUUGCUUUCCCUCCUUCCCGCCCCUGCUUCCCCUCCUUUCCCCCCUUGCUUUCCCUCCUUCCCGCCCCUGCUUCCCCUCCUUCCCGCCCCUGCUUCCCCUCCUUUCCCCCCUUGCUUUCCCUCCUUCCCGCCCCUGCUUCCCCUCCUUUCCCCCCUUGCUUUCCCUCCUUCCCGCCCCUGCUUCCCCUCCUUUCCCCCCUUGCUUUCCCUCCUUCCCGCCCCUGCUUCCCCUCCUUUCCCCCCUUGCUUUCCCUCCUUCCCGCCCCUGCUUCCCCUCCUUUCCCCCCUUGCUUUCCCUCCUUCCCGCCCCUGCUUCCCCUCCUUUCCCCCCUACUUUUCCUCCUUCCCGCCCCUGCUUCCCCUCCUUUCCCCCCUUGCUUUCCCUCCAUCCCGCCCCUGCUUCCCUUUUUUCCCCCCUACUUUUCCUCCUUUCCGCCCCUGCUUCCCCUCCUUUCCCCCUCUUCCUUCCCCUCUUUUCCCUCCUACCUCCCCCCUGUAUCCCCUCCUUUCCCCCCUGCUUUUCCUCCUUUCCGCCCUUGCUUCCCCUCCUUUCCCCCACUUUCUUUCCCUCCUUCCCCCACCUUGCUUCCCCUCCUUUCCCCCACUUUCUUCCCCACCUUUCCCCCAAUUUCUUCCCCUCCUGUCCCCCACUUUCUUCCCCUCCUUUCCCCCAAUUUCUUCCCCUCAUUUCCCCCACUUUCUUCCCCUCCUUUCCCCCACUUUCUUCCCCUCCUUUCCCCCACUUGCUUCCCCUCCUUCCCCCACCUUGCUUCCCCUCCUUUCCCCCACUGCAUCCCUCCUGUCCCCAACUGCAUCCCUCUACCCUCCCAACACCCUUAUAUUCCUCACCAUCUGCCCUCUUCACCUUCAUUUUUCCCGGCCCUUCCAUCCCAUCCCUCUCGUCCCUUUCAUCUCCCUGCCAACACACCUGUCAAGACACUGGCAGGGUGUGUGGCACCGUGCCAUUCUGCCUACUCCAGCAGGUGAAGCACGUGCUUGACACCAUGGCGCCAGCUGUCGGCCUCUCAGUGGCUCUCAUCAACGGCCAGUCAUCGCUCGCUGACGAGGCAAUCCACCUGAGGGGCUCUUCACAUUCUGUUUCUCCUCUUCCCCCUCACAGCACGUCCCCAUUGGGUCUUCACACAAACGUUUCUGCAUACUCUGAUAAUUGGUAG